AUGGAGGCCGCCUGCCUCACUCUACGCGAAUCCCUUAGCCGCAACACCAACAAGAAGGAAGCGCAGCACCAAGACGACAGGAUGGCAGCAACAGCAGCACAGUCCAGUCGCGACCAGGCCACACAAACGGCCUGGCCUAAGAAGAUGACAAUUAGUCGAGCCGCACAGGCCUCGUUAGAAGGCAAGGGAGAAGCGGUUGAACGACAGGACUCAAGCGUCCAAACCAAGGAGUUCGUCAACCACCAGGCGGAACUGGUGGACAGCGAACGCCUGGACGACGCCAGCCCAAGAGACGUGCACCAGAUGAGCUUCCUGCAAAGCAGGGAGCUCAGAAGAAGAAAGGAGGAAGCCCUGAACGAGCAGACCAGAAGACAGAGAGAGGAGCAAGAGGCGGAGCGUGACAGAAGACGCGAAGCCGCCAUUGCCCGCCGUGAACGCCAGCGUCAACACUGGCAACACGGAAAAUAA
Molecule: messenger RNA, 468 nt
Organism: Schistocerca serialis cubense
Lineage: Eukaryota; Metazoa; Arthropoda; Insecta; Orthoptera; Acrididae
Product: translation initiation factor IF-2-like
Exons: 1
Coding region: 1-468 (155 amino acids)
Source: RefSeq, a predicted model, not a curated record